Messenger RNA from Acanthochromis polyacanthus (spiny chromis), 2310 nucleotides. RefSeq names its product trehalase (brush-border membrane glycoprotein) (gene treh). Gene Ontology annotation, biological process: trehalose catabolic process. The transcript has 15 exons. Gene Ontology annotation, molecular function: alpha,alpha-trehalase activity. The coding region runs from base 48 to 1787 and encodes 579 amino acids. The record is from RefSeq and is a predicted model, not a curated record. NCBI's taxonomy places the organism in Eukaryota, Metazoa, Chordata, Actinopteri, Pomacentridae.
UCCAGCCACAGUUCGUCCUCUGGUGUCACUUCAGUUCACGGCUCAACAUGUAUAACUUGAUGGUAAUUUGCUUCUCAACGGUGACUCUCUUUGCCUGUGUAAAGAGUGCGCUUCCUCCACCUUGUGACAGUGAGAUCUACUGCACCGGGCCCAUCCUGCAUCAGAUGCAAACGGCUAAACUGUUCGAUGACGACAAGUAUUUUGUUGACAUGAAGCUGAGGGCUGCUCCUGAUGUUGUGCUGGCGGCCUUCCACAACCUUUCAAGUAAAUUCCCAAACAACAACGUCCCACCUGACGACCUGCGGGAGUUCCUCAAUGAGCACUUUGACAAACCGGGGACAGAGUUUGAGACGUGGACGCCGCCUGACUGGCGUGACAAGCCGAAGUUCCUGGGAGGAAUAGCAGACGAGCAGCUACGCAAGUGGGCAGGAGAGAUUCACAGUCUGUGGAAGUCACUCGGCAGAAAGAUGCAAACUGCUGUCAAAGAUCAGCCGGAGCUCUACUCACUGAUCUACAUCCCGAACCCAGUGGUGGUGCCGGGGGGUCGCUUCAGGGAGGUCUACUACUGGGACUCCUACUGGGUCAUCAAUGGGCUUCUGCUGUCGGAGAUGACAGACACGGCCUUGGGGAUGAUUCAGAACUUCCUCUACCUCGUCGACAGAUAUGGCUUCAUUCCAAAUGGUGGGCGGAUUUACUAUAAAAACCGCAGCCAGCCUCCAUUCCUCACUCUAAUGGUGGAGAGCUACUAUCAAACAACCGGGAAUAAAGACUUCCUCAGAGCAGCUUUACCGGUUCUGGAGAAGGAGUACCGGUUCUGGAUGACGAAUCGCUCCGUGGCUAUACGACUAAAUGGGAUGAUGCAUAUGCUGAACCGGUAUCACGUGGAGGCCGACUUGCCGAGGCCUGAAUCCUACACAGAUGAUCUGGAAUUAGCUGAAGGACUGACCGAUGAGCUUAAACAGCAGCUGUGGAUGAAUCUGAAGGCAGGCGCGGAGUCUGGUUGGGACUUUACUUCCCGCUGGUUCAUAGACGGUGACGGCCACAACAACGGCACCCUCAAAGAGACUCUCACCAGCCAGAUCCUGCCCGUUGACCUCAACGCUCUGCUGUGCCGCAAUGAGAAAACUCUCGCUUCGUUUCACCGGCUGCUGGGUGACGAUGACUCAGCCGCUCGCUACGACCAGGCUGCAGCCCGCAGACUGGAGGCGGUGGAGCGGGUGCUGUGGGAUGCUGAGAGGGGAGCCUGGUUUGACUACAACCUGGUGACGUUCUCCAGACACUCCGAGUUUCACCCCUCCAACCUGGCGCCGGUUUGGGCUCAGUGCUAUUCUCGGCCUGAGAUGGGAGAGCAGGCGGUGCAGUAUCUGAGGGGGAGUGGUGCUCUCGAGUUCCCCAACGGAGUACCGACGUCACUGAAGGAGUCUGGGCAGCAGUGGGACUAUCCGAACGCCUUUGCUCCUUUACAGCACAUGCUCAUCGACGGUUUAUCCAAACUGCCUUCGAAGGACGCCCAACAACUGGCAUUUGAUUUGGCCCAGCGUUGGAUCAAGACAAACUGGUUGGCCUACAUUAAGUAUGAAGCCAUGUUUGAAAAGUACGAUGUGAAUGGAGAUGGCAAACCUGGUGGUGGAGGAGAGUACGAAGUUCAGCUGGGGUUUGGUUGGACCAACGGCGUCGUCCUGCAGCUCCUGGACCAGUAUGGAGCGACCCUCACAUCAGGAGGCCGACAUGUGUCUUCUGGCUUCCUGCUGCCGCUGGUCAUCGCAGCCACGCUGGCGUUGCAGUGACUCAGAGGUGUCAGAAGAGCCCAGCUGGAGGUUGGAUUUCAUUCUUCCCAGGUUCACUCCCCCUGCAUCACCUCUGAGCGGACUUUAAACCAACACAAACUGACAUCACCAGUGAGACCACAGCGUGCAUAUUUUAACUCCUCUAAAGCCGAAUACGAUCAGGAUCCGUCUUAUUUUCAGGAGAAGCUGGAUAAGAUUCACCAGGAUUACUUUGAUGAAUAUUUUAGUAUUUAUCGUCAGAGAUAAAUGAUCCCUGGCUUUAUGAGAGGAUGCAGAUCAUUUAAGCAUUUCUGGACUCCUCUGACUAAUGCAGGCUGCUGGUGCUCGCUGCUCCUUACAUCACCACAUUAACUUGUCCCAGAUAUUGAACUGACAUUAUAAACAGUUAUUCACCUAAUUCAAUUAUAAAGUUUAUUGCUGCAGUGUGGCUGAACUCCCACGGAGCUCCUCCAUUUGCAUGCAGAUCUGAAGUCGGAAUGUAAAUGAGCUUGUGUGAGAAGUAAAAUGUGAAGCAUUAAGUAUA